Erigeron canadensis is the source of this 709-nucleotide messenger RNA. Its product is annotated as putative cell wall protein. The transcript has a single exon. The coding region runs from base 77 to 493 and encodes 138 amino acids. The record is from RefSeq and is a predicted model, not a curated record. Lineage: Eukaryota; Viridiplantae; Streptophyta; Magnoliopsida; Asterales; Asteraceae.
UGCCAAUUUCCAUCAUCUCUACAACUCGAUCUAAAGCCACAAAAACCAUCUCCAAAAAAAAUAAAAAAAAAUUAAAAUGGCUAAUACUAGUCACUACUCAGUGAUGGCUCUCAUUCUCAUCUUCCACAUUUUCAUCACUAUGGCUAUAGCCGGGCGUGACAUCCCAAACGCAAACGACGUGAACAAGCCCGACGACGACAUCAAGAAACCUGACUCGCUCUUCUACCAUGAUCGUGGGUACCUAAUUCCGGGUGUGGGAAGAGGUAUUAAACCAAACUGCAAAGACAAGUUACAUCCGUUUACGUUCAGUCCUAUCACUGGUAGACAUGAUGGUGGAAUCGCGGGUGCCAUUGGUAAUGUGCCAAGGUAUGGUGGGGCUGGUGGUGGUAGAAGCUACAUUCCCGGUGGUGAUGACACAUUUGUUCCAAACCCUGGUUUUGAGGUCCCAAAUCCAGCAAGUGGUGGCUCGGCUCCUGGCCCGGUUCAAGGGUGAUGAGAUCCAAGGGCGUGUAUGUUGUACGUAAGUUUUGAUUUCGAUCUAAUAAGGAAUGAUCAGUAUAUGCAUGCAUGGUAGUAAUGUUAAUUAAGUUGUUUGUUUUGUUUUCUAGUUCAAGUUUAUUUGUUUCAAGAUUUAAUUUGUUAUGCAUCAUGCAUUGUUGUUGUAAGAUCAUUUGGGAAUAAUUAGUUUAAUUUUUCGCGUUGCUAUUUA